UAUCGCACAUAUGUUUGUAUGGUACAGAUUUACGGGAUCUCAUUGUCUGAUUUCCAGCACUAUCAAGUGUGCUAACAGUAUUAGCUGAUCACUGAAGUCCCAGAAGUGAAAGAGAAACUCUCUUUGUCAGUGCUGAUUCACCUUUCAGCCUUAUAGCCAAACGUUUGACUGUUGGAGAGGGAUCAAGCUGCCUAAAGACUGAAAUGGUGGACUCUCAGUAUUACCUCCCAAAUGACAUCGGGAUCUCUGCUCUGGACUGCCGGGAGGCUUUCAGGCUGCUGUCUCCCAAAGAGCAAAUGUAUGCACACUACCUCUCUCGGGCAUCCUGGUACGGUGGCCUGAUCGUGCUGAUUCAGACGUCUCCUGAGUCUGCCAACAUCUACGUACUGCUGCAAAAAAUGUUCCGCGCUCAGGCGCCACAGCAGCUGGAGACAGCAGCGACUGCAGCUGGACUGAGCGCAGAGGAGUAUCAGGCCUUCCUCGUAUAUGCUGCUGGGCUUUAUGCAAACAUGGGGAACUACAAGUCAUUUGGGGACACCAAAUUCAUCCCCAACCUACCAAAGGAGAAGUUCAAGGCUCUGGUGUGGGAGAGUCUGGCCUUUAAACAGAGCCCUGGUGACAUGGAGGCGCUGUGGGGCUGCUGCUGUGAGUCCCUCUACUCCCUGGAAGACAAGCUGAAACAGCUCGGUCUGGGUGAGAAGGGGAUCUCUGCGUACUUCUCAGGGAACUGCUGCUUAGAAGACGCAGAGUUUGCCCAGAAAUUUCUGGACUCCAAGAACCUGAGUGCCUACAACACCCGUCUGUUCAAGACUGAAAUAGAUGGGAAACAGUGCUAUGAAGUGCGUUUGGCAUCUGCCGAGAAGGACAACUGUGCUGUUGAGGGAAAGAAUGAAGUUUGUUGUGGCAAACAUGAAUUUGAGGAUGCUGUGUUCUCUGUUAAGAGGGGCGAUUAUGCCUUUCUUAUGGAAAAAGUGUGUCAGAACUUGGAAAAAGCCAAGGAUUGUGCAGCCAAUGACAACCAGAAGAGGAUGCUGGAGGAGUACAUCCGCAGUUUCACCUGUGGCUCAGUGGAAGCCCAUAAAGAAGGGUCCCGUUAUUGGAUCAAAGACAAAGGACCUAUUGUGGAGAGUUACAUUGGUUUUAUUGAGAGCUACAGAGAUCCCUUUGGCUCAAGGGGUGAAUUUGAAGGUUUUGUUGCUGUGGUGAACAAGGCCAUGAGCGCUCGCUUUGCUCAGUUGGUGAGCUCGGCUGAAGACUUACUACCAGAGCUGCCUUGGCCUCCAGCCUUUGAGAAGGACCGCUUCCUCAAGCCAGACUUCACCUCUCUGGAUGUACUCACCUUUGCUGGCAGCGGCAUCCCUGCAGGAAUCAACAUUCCAAACUAUGACGACAUCAGACAGACAGAAGGUUUCAAGAACGUGUCCCUUGGGAAUGUGCUGGCAGUUGCUUAUGCCACACAGAAAGACAAGCUCACUUUCCUUGAGGAGAAUGACAAAGACCUGUACAUCAAAUGGAAGGGUCCUUCGUUUGAGGUGCAGGUGGGGCUCCAUGAGCUGCUGGGUCACGGCAGCGGGAAGCUCUUUGUUCAGGAUGAUAAGGGAAAAUUCAACUUCGAUCAAACUGCUGUUCGUAAUCCAGAAACAGGAGAACUGAUCUCAAGCUGGUACAAGGGUAGCGAGACAUGGGACAGCAAGUUCUCCACCAUUGCCUCGUCCUAUGAGGAGUGUCGAGCCGAGUGUGUGGGUCUCUACCUGUGUCUCAACAAGGAGGUGCUCAGUAUUUUCGGGAAUGAAGGGGAGGAUGCAGAGGAGGUUGUGUAUGUGAACUGGCUGAACAUGGUGCGUGCCGGCCUGCUGGGGCUGGAAUUCUACACGCCAGAGAGCAAGAGCUGGAGACAGGCACACAUGCAGGCCCGGUUUGUGAUUUUGCGGGUUCUGCUGGAGGCUGGAGAGGGGCUGGUUGGUCUGAAGGAGUGUACGGGGGCAGAUGGACGGCCAGACGCUGUCAUAACACUCGACCGCAGCAAGACAUACACAGUGGGAAAGAGCGCUAUCCAGAGCUUCCUCUGUAAACUGCAGGUGCACAAGUCCACAGCUGAUGUGGAGGGAGGAAGGGCUUUGUAUGAAGGCUACUCUGCUGUGACCGCUGACGGCACCCACAAUUUCCUGCGCCUCAGAGAGACGGUUCUGCUCCGUAAGGAAGCUCGCAAGAUGUUUGUCCAAGCUAACACCAAAAUCAAAGAUGACGCUGUGGAGCUGGUUGAGUAUGAAGGCAGCGCUGCAGGACUCAUCCAAUCCUUCGUCGAACGCUUCCCAGACGAUGCCGAGAAGGUAGAGGCCCAGCUGCUGGAAAUGACCUGCAUGGACUCGUCCUGCUGGUGCUGAGACGGCACAGUGCUGUGGGAAACAUCCUCUCAGACAAGUGUUAGUCCACACUGAGCCACAGCAACUUUCAGAAAUGAACAAAAGGCUGCAGAGUGCACAAGGAAGGGACUGGUAAUGAUUAUAAAACCUUUCACACGUACGAGGAAGGAAGAACCACACACACACACACACAAGUAAUACCUAGAAUUUUACCUUUCCCACUGAUCUUCUUUCUAUUUUAUCUAUUCACUUCUAAACAAAGGCAACUCUGAUUAGUUUUAAUUAGAAAUUUCUAUUCCCUACUCUGAAUCAGACCGCAGCCCACACUUCCCACACAGGCAUGUGGAAGUGCUGACAAGAGUGAACUUGCUGUGUGAGGGUGGGACUUAUGUAAUCGCAACACAUAACACACUUUCUCAAAUUACUUUCAAAUGGAAACACACUCUGUGCCACUUUUGGAUCAUAUCUAGUCUAGAGUUCAUCUGCUGUUUCAGUGUUAUAUAGAAGAAAUCUUAGCAUUCGUUCUCGAGAAUAUAAAUUCUUCACUGGUUUAAAGGAAUUUUGGUUUCUCAAAAUAUGUUGUCAGUGUUCAGUCUGGAUGGCGAAAACCAACAGCCC
Sinocyclocheilus grahami is the source of this 2981-nucleotide messenger RNA. RefSeq names its product dipeptidyl peptidase 3-like. Lineage: Eukaryota; Metazoa; Chordata; Actinopteri; Cypriniformes; Cyprinidae. Gene Ontology annotation, molecular function: metalloexopeptidase activity; dipeptidyl-peptidase activity. Gene Ontology annotation, cellular component: cytoplasm. Gene Ontology annotation, biological process: proteolysis. The transcript has 18 exons. The record is from RefSeq and is a predicted model, not a curated record. Bases 204 to 2384 code for a protein of 726 amino acids.